AUGAUCCCCAGAAUCCACACAGGGAAAUAUUUGAACUCGGAGGCUAAUGCAAGGAGGAUAUUCAACAUAGAACAAUGUUUCGGCUCAUCAGGGCAGCCUCUAGUAAUCCCGGGACGUGUUUUGGUAGGCGAAGGUGUUCUAACAAAGGUUUGCCGCAAGCGAGCGAAACCUCGGCAGUUUUUCUUGUUCAAUGACGUCCUUGUCUAUGGCAACAUCAUCAUCCACAAAAAGAAGUACAACAAGCAGCAUAUUCUACCUCUAGAAGAUGUGAAGUUGGACAAUGUUAAUGAUGAAGGCAAUUUGAGGAAUGGUUGGAAGAUCAUGAGCCCUAGCAAGUCGUUUGUCGUGUACGCUGCCACGGCAUCGGAGAAGAAGGAGUGGAUGGCGCACAUACGCAAGUGUGUCAACGAUUUACUGGCACGACGUGGCAUCAGUCAAAGUACCAGCAGUGACUCUCCUGUGUGGGUUCCCGACUCAGAGGCUAAAACAUGCAUGCAUUGUAGGAAGUCAGAGUUCACAGUUGUCAAUAGAAAGCAUCACUGCCGCCACUGUGGAAUUGUGGCUUGCAACGCUUGCACUAGCAGGCGUUGGCUUCUCCCGCAGCAGAGUUCGAAACCCAUCCGAGUUUGUCUGACUUGUUACCACAAACUGGCACAGGAGACAGCCAGCAGCAGUGUCACCAGGACCUAUACUGUGAUAGCAACAGGAGAUGGCAGGAACUCAUCGUUUGAAGAUUCGUCUGAUGAUGAUGAUGAUGUGACAAAAGAUGGCAGCCCUGCCCAGUACCAGUACCAGGAUGACCAGUUGGACAUGCAUGAUUCACACUUCCAGAGUUAUGACUAA
Candidula unifasciata is the source of this 843-nucleotide messenger RNA. The record is from the annotation of a GenBank genome assembly. Lineage: Eukaryota; Metazoa; Mollusca; Gastropoda; Stylommatophora; Geomitridae.